GGGCAUCCACAGUUUCCCACCCAUCCACCGGCUCGCGGCCUCCACGUCAAACUGCCCAGGCGCACCGCGGGCGCGCACGACCCAGCGGCGCCGCUCCCUGCCGCCGCCGUGCCGUGGUCCAGGCGGACACGCCACGCGCAAAGAUUCCAGUGCACGGGGUGCCAACGGCAGGGGUGCACGCCUCCCCACGACGCCGCGCGCCGGCCUCUCUCUCUGGUCACGCCAAACCAAAGGCCGGUGCGCCACACGCGGUGAAACGUGCCGCGCCGCUCUCUCGUCUCUCGUGUCGUCCCACCCAAGCCCUCACCCAACUCCGGCCAGUCCUUUUAAGUACCACCCAUCUCUCUCUCUCUGUCCUCGCCCACAAGGACAAGCAUUACUGCGCACACUCGCCAUCUCGCCACGUGAGAGGAGAAGCCCAGGGCGCAAGUGUUUGAGCGGAUCGGGAAAGGAGCCAGCGCGAUGGCCGGCGGCGCGGACGCGGACGGGGAGCGGAGGAUCGGGGUGGCGAUGGACUACUCGGCGAGCAGCAAGCGGGCGCUGGAGUGGGCCGUCAAGAACCUGCUCCGCCGGGGCGACACCGUCGUCGUCCUCCACGUCCUGCGCCACGGCGGGGAGGAGGCCAAGCACGCCGUCUGGGCCAAGUCCGGAUCCCCGCUGAUCCCCCUGUCGGAGUUCCGGGAGCCGGAGGUGAUGAAGAACUACGGCGUCACCUGCGACGCCGAGGUGCUCGACAUGCUCGACACCGCCGCGCGCCAGCUCGAGCUCAAGGUGGUGGCGAAGCUGUACUGGGGCGACGCCAGGGAGAAGCUCUGCGAUGCGGUGGAGGAGCAGAAGAUCGACACCAUCGUCAUGGGCAGCCGCGGCCUCGGUCUCAUCCAGAGGAUUCUUCUAGGAAGUGUGACCAACUACGUGUUGUCGAACGCGUCGUGCCCUGUGACAGUCGUGAAGGGAGACUGCUAGGUUUGUGAUCGGUGUUAAUCAGGCAGGAUGCACAUCAUGGUUUUCUGCCCUGUUACUGUAUCCGAAUAAAUUAUGGUGGCUAUUGUGUUUUCUAUAUGCCGGAGCUUUGACGAAUUCAUGUGGUCAUGUUUAUCUCUGAACAUUCGGAUUCAAAUUCAGUAAAGUGUUAUGUGCCCAA
Molecule: messenger RNA, 1141 nt
Organism: Hordeum vulgare subsp. vulgare (domesticated barley)
Lineage: Eukaryota; Viridiplantae; Streptophyta; Magnoliopsida; Poales; Poaceae
Product: universal stress protein PHOS32-like
Exons: 4
Coding region: 463-963 (166 amino acids)
Source: RefSeq, a predicted model, not a curated record